CGAGGUGAAGCGAAGUGAAGUGAGGUGAAGUGAAGUAAGGUGAGGUGAGGUGAGGUGAGGUGCGAACGUAGUUAGUGGCCCGGUAGGUAGGUAGCCGGCGUCGCGACGCCCGCCGGCAACAACGCGCGGGUUUUUCCGUUGGGAAACUCGCAUCGGCUCGGUAUCUCGAGCGGGCGGCGAAAGGCGAGAGACGUGAGCACGCGCGGAGUGCGAUCCGCCGAUCCACGAGCGAGUAAAGCGUUGCUUGGCGGCAGCGGCAGCGGCGCCUUGUUAUCACGAACGGACUAUGCUCCUGGGAGAAGCCUUGCGCCACGGCCGUCAGGUGGCGGUAACCGGGAAACAGUGGGACGGCGCAUAGACACCCUGCAACGGGACUGUCCUUUCCACGGGGAUUGUCGGUCGCGUUCUCUCGCAAUCAUCACGGACCUACGGGAGGAUUUUCGAUCCCCAAGGAGCCCAAUGUGGGUGGAAGUGAGAUGGCAUCCAGGGAAAAGAAACCCUUAGCGCCUUCGAAAUCGAAACAGAAGGCGAGUAACGAUCCCGUCUUGCCAUCCAAUGAGGUCAAGAGUAAGAAAGGCAAGUCAUUGCCGAAUAUAAAGCAGCAGCAACUUGCACAAGAAAUUUUUGAUACGGUAGCGACAGGUAGCCAACUCCCUGGUAAGCUAGAAGCGAGCUUGCCGCGUAGGAAUGCCCUUAAAAAUCUGAAACGCAAGCAGAAUCUAAGAGCGGCCAAGGUAAUCAAGUCCAAGCUUACCAAGAAGGUGAGCAACAAAGUGAUACACAGGGUAGCUCCUGACGUUAAGAAGGGUGCCAAGAGUGCGAAGAAAGUCCGAAGGCAGUCCGAGUCGGAACCGUCGACCGUCAGGGUGGUCGAGAUCGCUCCGAGACUUGCGGAGAAUCAGGCCAACAACGGGGACAGCGCGGGCAGAGCGAGCGAAACACCGAGCAAAAGUGCCAAGAGUAAUCUCAGGACCAAAAAGACCAAAUCUGACGUUCAGAUUAAGGAGGAGACCAAAGUCAGCCCGAAACUUGGCAGGAAAGGAAAAACGACGGAGAGUGCUGAUUCUUUGUCCAAGAGUGCCAAAACGGUAAAGUUAACAAACUUGAAGAAGAAUAGCACCGGCCUGGUUAAAGUUACCGAGGCUGACAGCAAGGCUGCUGGGAAGCAGCGCAAGAGCACUGGCAAGGAACUUGAUUGCGCGAGUACGAGUGGUGCCGCGAGAAGCAAUACUGGCGUUGAGAAAUUCCCAAAGGCGGCUUUAGAUAACAAGAAUUCCAUUGACCUCACUAUAGACGAGGUGAUUGCUUCGAUGUUGAGCGACUCCGAGGUCGAGGGUAAGCUGACGAGAAGCAAGAAGAUGUUGGUCGAGGAAAGUAUCGCCUGCGACAUCGAGAUUAAGAAGGAGCCCGACGUCGACGACACCAAAGUCACGUCGGACGGUGAGUCUGUGGAGACCGAUCACUUUCAGAACGCCAUUCAGUUGAGAAAGAGAUCGAAAGUCGGCCAGGUCGACCAAACGCCCCAAAGAAGUUUGCGUAAUGGAAAGCAGCGUCAAUUGUCGGAUCUGGGAAAUGCCGCGGAUAACAACGAUUCGAAGAAGCGGCACAGGCUAAAUUCAGACGGGACUGUUAUCUCGGAUCAUUCGAUAGAACAUAACUCGGAUUGCAAUAUAAAUAUGGACUCUUGCUUCUCGGACCCUGGCUGCAAUGAAUCUCAAGGUGUUGGGGCAGCGGGCAAGGAGGAGGCUCGCUCCAAGGAUGGAGCUCCGUCUAAUUUCGACGAGGACGUUGAGACCGGAUCGGAAAUGGAGACCAACAAUAACGGCGAUAACAAUAAUCGCGCGGACAGGACAGGCGAGACCGGGCCGAUACUGCGUUCGAAAACUAAGGCCAAGACCACCGAGUGCGAGACGACCAGAGACGACGAUGUUAAAGCUGAAGACGGCACGCGAAUAGCACCUAGAUGCGCGGAAGCGCAAGAAGACUCGAGGAAGCACAACAUCUUGGAGCAAGUGAAGAAAGACAACGUUCUAACCAAGUUCGCGGACAAAUCUAAAGGUCGUAGAAGUAGUUUGAACGCAGACACCAAGAAAACGGCCAAUUCCUACUACACCGACAAAUCGAACGGCAACUCAAAGUCUAAUAUCGAUCAAAUGAUUGAGAGCAUAAAGUUGAAUAUCGUAAGGUCCAUCGAGGACAGGAUGACAGGAUCUUUAGCCCUUGGAUUAACUAAGAACUUUGACGUGCCCAAGAUCGAGGAAAUUGUCGCGCCGCUCAGUACCGAGUCUCAAAAGAUGGGACUGGAAGACAAUACCGACGAGGACAAGUCCACCGUUACGGAAAAUGAAAUCACGUCAGACAAUACCGAAAAUUCAGUACCAAAAGUGGCCGAUACUGCCAAAGAGAUUGAAGAGAAACUAGUCAAGUUUGAUAUCGGAGAAGCAGAGACACAUUCGCAGAACGUCCAGGAGAACAAGGCCUCUGAUGACGACAGAAUUAAUCAUGUACAUAGUACUAGCGAAUCUACGUGUAAUAUAAAUAAUAAUAAUAAUAAUAACAACGACGACGACGCCACGCAACAAUCUUACAAGAAUAUGGCUGAACCGGAGGAGGAAAACGUUGGUUGUAGCACAGCUAGCGGCGCCUUAGUCAACGUCAGUGGUAACGAGUCAAAGACAUUGGACGAGAAGAAGAUUACGAGAAAGUCUUCGAGAAUCAAUGAUAAAACUUCAGACAGUGUCAGUAACGGCGAAACAGCGAGGAAGUCGAAUAGAACGCCGAGUAAAGCGGUCUCAAGGUCGGACAACGUGGAGGAUCUUUCGGCGGAUGUAGAAAAAUCUACGAGCGAAUCAACAGUUUCGGAGAAUCAGCUCUCGGACGUUUCCAAUACUGCGGCUGCAUCCUGCGCGACGUCUCCUGAACGAGCGGAGGAGAGACUCGCGGAAGGACUUGUACAAACGAGAGGAACAACGGAAUCGGAGACUGAAAUCUUCUUCAACCUCACGGAUAAUUCGGAAGAGUCGGAAACGCUGGAGAGUAUAUCUCGCGAGGUGGAAAGAUUAGUAGCGGAGGACCAGUUUGUCCAGCCAUUACCAAAUACUGCGACAACUGACACGACGCAAAGUAAAGAUGUGUUUACCGAGACAAAGAUAUUGGAUAAGAAACGGGAAAUUCAAGAUAUAAAUGACGAUUCCAUGUUAUCGGAACCGGCUGUCGAUGAUGCGAACGAGACAUCGAGCAAGGCUCACGUAGACGACAAGUCUACCGAUGUACUCGAGACGUUACGAGAGGGCGAGGCGUCUUGUAAGAUGGCGCAGACCGCGAGGCGUUCCAAAGUUAACAAUAACUUGCUACAUGUACCAACUGCUCCGAAUUGUGACUCGAAUAGCGAACGUAACUCUGUCACUUCACCAUCUGUACAUUGCAUCCCCGAUCGACUCUCUAUGAACGAUGAGAGCAACAAGCUUGACCACGAUCACGAUAACAAUUGUAAGGAAUUGAACAAAUCUAGCGUUACGUCAAACGUGGAUGAGAGUAUUUCGGAGCAGAAGCCAGGACACGAUGAAGCUGCUCCGACGGCAGAUCAAAGCAAUAAAUCCUUGGACGGUAAAGGUCCUGACGAGCGGAAGCUUCUCGUUAACGAGGAAAACAGGAGGGUGUUACGAACUCGUGACAAGCAGAGGAAACUUGAAAACAGACAAACCGCGUCUCGUAAUCGAGAAUGCGCCGACAACGUAAAAGACGUCAAGACUGAGGAAGGUAAUGCGAUUCAAAAGACUUGCGCUCUGCAGAACGACGGCGAUGAGGUGGUAUCGGUGGGUGGUAUCGCUAGCGUUGAGAGUUCUCAAAAGAUGGAAGAUGGAAAUGACUCGUUCAACAGCAACGAAUUGGAUUUGGCCGGCGAACUCGAGCCUCAAGCUCGUGGCCGGCGCGGUAGAGAGAUGAAGAAACGUAAAGAGGAAUUGUCGCAAUUGUCCAGUGGCUCCAAGACCAAACGCGUCAAGCGAGAUCUACGAAGGUCCGAGCAGCAAAACAAAGAAGAGACCCUGCUGGACAACGAGGUUGCUAAAAUCAACGAGAACAACCAGUCAUAUUUGAGCAAGUACAGCAGCGCCAGCACCAAUACCGGCGCCAGUGCCAGCGCCGGCGUCGAGCGCACAGACAGCUUUCGUGGAUUCUUCGGGCAAGGCGGGCAAGGUGGAUUGGACAAGGUCGACAAGGAUCCUAAUUUGCGCAGUAAAUCAGAAAACGACAUAACGAUCGCCGGCACAAACACCGGCAAGAGCGAGAAACGACAACUCUCGCGAAACCUAUCUGAGAAUCACGUGUCGCAACAGGCAGCUGACAAUAUAGGCAUGCUGGAAAACGAACGUAAGACCCCCACCCUCAAGACGCCAGAGCUCGCGCACAAGGAUUCCGACGAGACGUCCACGUCCGGCGAAUCGUCCAACAGCGGCACGCCAAAGAUCCUGGAAACGCCUGAAGACAAGGAGAGGAAGGAAUCGAUUCUGCGAUUAUUGGGACUCGAGUCUCUGGAGGAAGCCGCGAAGAGACAGAAUCUGCAAAAGACGAAGAAGGAACAGUCGUCGUCCACGGGUACUUUGAAGACGAUCAUCAGAGUAUCGCAAAAGGAGAAGGACAAGGACAAGAGAGGCUCGCGAUCUCCGUUGAAAAUGGUUCUCAAGCAGCAGGGACGUGGGGACGGAGAGGGUGAUUCACCCGAAUUCUACACCAUUCAAAAGGAGUUUGGAACCAGUGGUUUGGGAGAUAGCAGCUCUGGUGCGAACCGAAAGUUCACUACUAACCACAGACAUUCUUGCGAUGACGAUAACGAAGAAGCUACCCCCAAGGAUCGUCAAUCGCUUGUUAUUCCAGAGAAAUCGUCUUCUUUUUCUAUACAUCCUGGUCGUGUAUGCGCCGACGUAUGUUGCUACUGCUUUGGAAAGUUUGGCUCUUUGGACACGCCAAUGCAUCUAGCCCAGAUAAAGUCUGACGAAAGGCGCAAAAAGAUCUUGCACAUAGAGAGACAUCUCACGAAAGAUUCAUGUCUGUGUGACGCGUGCUAUCGUCAUGUUGACAGAAAGGCGAACACUAGUCCAACAAACAUGCAGCAAAAGCCGCAGAAACAACAUAGGCAAUUGAUGAUGUCAAAGUGCUCAGCUCGCGAAUGUCGUGAUCCCGCGCGGCAUCACGUUAAGCGCCGUUGGUUGUUCAAAAUAAGGCCUGGCCUGCAGAAUCAGGUCGACAUAGACUGGGACUCGAGUCAACACACUACAAUGUCAUUCUGCGUUAAUCAUUAUGGAAAGGUCGGCCGCUUCUUGACGUGCGCGCUCUGCAAGCGUCGACUUACCCGGCAACACACUUACCCGUUGACUAAUGCAGAGAUCGACGACUUGAAUCACCUACUCGAUCGACAAGGAAUUCCCGUCUUACUAGCAGUCGGCACGUUUGUCUGCAAGCUUUGUCGUUACUUUGCCCAACUGCAACUCAAGUACAGGGAUAUUGAAAAUAUGAGUAUGAGUCAUAGGAGCUACUGCAAAAGUUAUCGAAAGCGGGUUCUACAUAAUUGCGGAAUCGACGUGAUCGACGACGAAGACGACGAUUCGUCACAACAGGUGCAUCACGCCAGUCAGAUGAAGGAGCGGAAAAACAAGAAGAGCCUCAAGAAUUUACAGCCAAAAAGUGGAAGCUCCAAGUCUCCGGAACGCACGACCAGCGGUACGUCGGAGAAGUCGACGCCGGAACCGAACAAGAAUGAGAAUACAACUGAGUGCUGCUCCGAGAUGGAUAGCGAGAGUCGCGUCCCCAAAUCGGCCAACGACGAAAAUGGCAGUAUGAACGUUCAGUAUAUCGAAGGCAUAGAGAACCUAAAAAAGCGGAAAAUGCUCGAUAUGCAUACGUGCUCGCCCGGCACGUCCAUCUCUCUGUGCGACGGUAUGGCGAAUGGGAUGACACUCGGGAUGGAUGAGGUCACCUUAACGCGAUUGCCAAAGAGAUCGAGGCUCGGUAACAACAAUAGCAGCAAUAGCAACAACGACAUAACGCCUGUGGUGCAGAGACUCGGCGCGAAUCCCUCCAUAAGCGUGCGCACGCUCUUCCCGGGCGAGGAGGAGAUGAAUCUUCACGUGAACAUCGAGUUUCAGAACGUGCGCGAAGUCACGCCGCAAGGAUGGGAGAAGUGCGCGACGAUGAUCCAGUACGAUCGAGAGACGAAACAUCUCUGGCAGCAGUUGCAGCGACCGUACGGUAAUCAAAGCUCCUUUCUGCGUCAUUUGAUCCUUCUGGAAAAGUAUUACAGAGCGGGCGAUCUAAUAUUGGCGCCAAACGCAUCGCGGAAUGCAAUCAACUACUCUACGUCGGUGCAGAAUAGGCUGAUAUCGUACGAGGGUCCGGAGAAAAUGGAUGAGCCUAUAAUGGAACCGAUCGCGACGGAGUACAGUAACCCGCGCCGUUUGAGCGGUGGCUACGUACUGGAGAAAGACAGGCUAGCUCUACCCAGCACGAGUCUGAUGUCCAGACCGUCGACUAGCAGCGGCAAUGCCUCCACGUCGCAUUCGGUUAAAGUAAACUCGCCGCGGAUGCUCAAACUCAACUCGGGGGUGUCAAUUAUAAAAAAAUCACCUCCGAGUUUACAACGAUUGAGUUUACCGUCUACUAGCGGCAGCGGUGGUGACGGUGGCAAUGGCAAUGGCAAUAGCAAUAGCGGUAACGGUAACGGUGGCAAUGGCAAUAGUAGUAGCAAUAGCAGCGGCACUACCGCCGCGACUGCCACGACAAACGGUAGUGGUGGUGCCAAACGGAGAGAUGGCCAGGGUUUGUCCUCCGUUUAUGCCAGCGGCGGCAAGGUGUUUCAAUUGAGCGAGUCGGAUGUGAAGCGCAUGCAACCGUUCAAACGACAGAAAUUAAAUGACAGACCUACUGCUGGCACAAACAACGGGUCGACUAGCGGAAGCUUUAGAUCGCAACAUCAGAAAACGCAGAUUGCCGUUGCCGGCCACAAUCAACAGUUUCACAGGCACUUGCGAAUGCAGCAAGAGAUGUUGAAUCGUCAAAGUCGCGGUGCCUUUGAGCCACUGAUAUGCGACAUUACGCGCUCCGCUACUUGCGCGAAUGAAAACAGCCCGACAACCAGCCAAAAUAUCCUCCACAACCUCAAUUUGCCCAAGUCGAUCCAGGUGACGACCAAGUCAUCGUUGACGAGCAAUCCAAUUCCGAUUUUGCCGAAAAUCCCGAAAUCUUUGACGGUAAUACCACAAACCGUCACGAGAUCUGUUGAAAAGUGAGAAUAAGAGACGUAAGUAGGCACGUUGUGUACGCAGCACAGUCUCUUUUCUGUUCUUCGUUUCUUUUUCUCUCCAAGGAGAGAAAACGCGCGAUGCGGUGAGGAUGGAAGGAUUGAUCGUACAAGUUUGUACGUUUUUUUACACGUUGCUAUCGAUGAAAUCUCGAAAUUGCCGCCGAAACGAAGUAAGCAAGAUGAUUAUCAUGAUGAUUAUGGUCAAUGCUCUGAGAGCAAUUUUUGCCUUAUGUGAGCGCAUCGCGAUAUGCACUUACCGAGCCUGAACGCUCACAAAUACACAUUGAUUUUAUGUUACGAGUAAGACGAGACAAACUAGCAAUUUAUACAUACCUGUUGCAUCGAUCGUGAUCAUAAACUUGUAGAUAGAUUAAUAGGGUAAAUUGAGCAAAUUGAGACACUCUUUCAUUCUAACGAUAUUAUACAUAUAUUAACAACCAAAGUUUCACUAUAAAAAGCAUUAACGAAGAGCGUGUUUAACAGUGCUGUUUCCACGGAAAGUGCCUAAAAUGACAGGAGGCGGGCGAGAAACCGUUACAUUAAUUACGUAAUUAUGCUGAUGAGAUUCAGAGAUUCUCAAUGCGGUACACCGCGAGACUCUAAUAAAUGUUGGUACAAUGCGCAGUGAUCUUUCGUGAAGAAAGAUCGACGAUGGCUGAAACUUGCUAGUGACAAUACGAGUGGAAGGAACUUGAAAUUUACAAAUUUCCACAACGUUCAAUGUAUUAUAGAAGGUGUUUGAGACCAUAAUCAAGAGGAUGGUUCCCCAAGCAGAAGCCUCGUCGUUGGACGCUGCCGCGUCCUAACUGUCUUCAAGUACGAUCAAAUAGAUAUUUUCAUAUUGAAAAUUCUUUCUCCAAGAUCUUUACGUAAUCAGAAAAUUCUAUAAAUCUGGUUAAACUCGAUUUCUUCUCACGAGGGAUCACUUCCUUACCACCGGCUGUAUCAGCUAACCAUCGAUUUAUCGGAUGCCCUACACCUACAUACGUACAAGGAGUUUAUUACUUUAACAGCAAUGCGUCGAUUUUAAUUUAAACAUACAGCUUGCGUCUUUUACUCUUUCUUUCUUUCUUUGUAUUUAGUUAAUUAGAAGCGUAGUAGGACAUGUGUGUUAGAUAGAUGAAUAGACUCCUUUAUCAAGCGAAGGAUUUUAAUUGUAAAGAUCACUUUACUCAACUCACGCUUACCCCUACUUGAUUUUUCUUGCUCGACAUAUCGAACAUAUAUAUAUAUUUUUUGAAAAGGGAGACGGGUGGUAAGGAGGAGGGGGGGGGGAGAGUGCAAGGAAAAUGUGUAUCGAAUCUUGUCCGGUUGAAUGAUUGUUAUCGGUAGUUCGUUCCUCUUGCCGCGUCUAAAGAGAGAAUUGGACAUGGUUGCGCAUACCAGCGAUACGUGCUUGCACGCUGCAAGUCACUAUAUUUUAUCUACGUAAAACUCUUUUUGAGCGUUCGCGAGAAUGACUCGAACAAAUGUAUAUUAUAUAAUAUUGGCCUGCUCGAUCUUUAGGAGCAUAAUGACAUGAUCGUAAAUAAUUAAAUAACAGUUAAUUUGGAGGUAACGCUUAAUUCGAAGUGUUAAGCUGUUAAGAAAUGUCAAAUACAUGCAAAGUGAGCAUAGAUUUAACAUUCUUAUUGAAACUUAUUUAUUACGUUACUAUCAUUAAUACGCAUUGUACAUAUAGAUCGAUAGUACAUUAUUCUAGUUUCUAAACAAUUCAUAAUGAAAAAACGAUUAUGAUAGAGUUGAAGCACCCAACUCGUUUGUAGAAUUAUGAACGAUCGUACGGUAAGAAUCGACGAUCGAGAUGCUACGCGUGAGACUGCGAAGAUUUUCUCGUCUCGCGCGUUUCUUUUCGCGUACAUCUAUCAUUCGACGUUCAACGCGCAUCAUCGCCACGCCAUUUCACUCCACUCCACUCCACUUUCCUGUUACACACACAUACGAGAUUCUCUUCGCACUGUAUUUUAAACUGUCGGCAGAAAAUCUUUUCAUUUGUAUCACGUAAAACAGCGAAUCGAUGCCUUAAAAUUGUCGAUGAUAAUCGUGUCAAAUAGUUACUGGAUUUUUUAUAUUAUAAGAAAUAUUUAUUAUCAUUAUUAGUAACGGAUUAAUCCACUCAUGAUUGUCUAUUACUAUUGUCGCAAUUGUUCUAUUGUCAUUUUAGUCAUAUUCACUCGUUUAUCUAAAUAGAGAUAUCAGAACAUUCAAUAUACUUGCCAAAUAUGACGCGUUUCUACUUGCGCCUGGAUCACAGAACAGAGUUACAUUUAUCUCGAGGGAUCACGCCUGCAUUGUCCAAUCAAACAUAUACAAUAAUUAUAAUCAUUGCUAUUAUGGAUUACCUUAUUGUUAGUGUCCAACUACUUGCAAGUUUAAUAAAUACGAGGCAAUCGUUCUAUCAUUAUUCUAA
Vollenhovia emeryi is the source of this 9707-nucleotide messenger RNA. RefSeq lists its product as uncharacterized. The transcript has 7 exons. NCBI's taxonomy places the organism in Eukaryota, Metazoa, Arthropoda, Insecta, Hymenoptera, Formicidae. Bases 477 to 7283 code for a protein of 2268 amino acids. The record is from RefSeq and is a predicted model, not a curated record.